AUGGAAAGCAGAGAGGAGAUGGUGAUGCUGGCGGAGGGAGGUCAGCUUGGCAAGAGCGGCUCUAAUUUGUCUGGAGCCAUCGGGAGCCCCGUGCGAGAACCGCAGGGAAAGCCUGGUCACAGAAGCUGUCUGAGCCCCGGCGGUGCGCCUUACUCCCGGGACAGAACGGAGGUGGUGAUGGAGGAAAGCGCACGGAGGAAUAUGUGCGCCGAUAUGAGGCCAGUUGGCACAUCUUCCUCCGGAGAGAGGCACCGGACUGAUCAUCUCCACAAAGACGGCAGCAGCUCAGACACGGAGUCGGACUUCUACGAGGAAAUUGAUGUCAGCUGCACGCCUGAAAGCAUGGACUACCCGACAGCUAAAGGUCGAAAUGGGGAUUCUCCGAGUCACCCGAGUGAGACUGGUGCAGAUCCGGGUAACAUUGUCCCGGGUCAGGGCUCUCUGUCCUAUUCAGCGGAUCAGAUUCGCCGGUACCGGACAGCGUUCACUAGAGAGCAGAUCGCACGGCUGGAGAAGGAAUUUUACCGGGAGAACUACGUGUCCAGGCCGCGGAGAUGCGAACUGGCGGCUGCUUUAAAUCUACCUGAAACUACAAUCAAGGUGUGGUUUCAGAACCGCAGGAUGAAAGACAAGCGCCAGCGUCUGGCCAUGACUUGGCCUCACCCCGCCGACCCGGCCUUCUACACCUACAUGAUGAGCCACGCGGCGGCCACGGGGAACCUGCCCUACCCCUUCCCAUCCCACCUGCCGCUGCCUUACUACUCCCACCUGGGUGUAGGAGCUGGAGCGGCUCCGGCCGCCACCCCUUUCUCCAACCCUCUGCGCUCCCUCGACAGUUUCCGGAUGCUGUCUCACCCCUACCAGAGGCCGGAGCUCCUGUGCGCCUUCAGACACCCCUCCCUGUACCCGGGUCCGACCCACGGCCUCGGUCCCGGGGGAAGCCCCUGUUCCUGCCUGGCCUGUCACUCCAGUCAAUCCAACGGUAUCUCAACCAGGCCCUCCGGCUCGGACUUCGCUUGUUCCCCAACUAGCAGGACUGACGCUUUUGUCACUUUCACGCCUUCAGUGCUCAGCAAAUCCUCAUCUGUGACAUUAGAUCAGAGGGAAGAAGUGCCUCUGACCAGAUAA
Messenger RNA from Micropterus dolomieu (smallmouth bass), 1128 nucleotides. RefSeq names its product even-skipped homeobox 1 (gene evx1). The transcript is spliced from 3 exons. Gene Ontology annotation, biological process: regulation of transcription by RNA polymerase II. The record is from RefSeq and is a predicted model, not a curated record. Lineage: Eukaryota; Metazoa; Chordata; Actinopteri; Centrarchiformes; Centrarchidae. Gene Ontology annotation, molecular function: DNA-binding transcription factor activity, RNA polymerase II-specific; RNA polymerase II cis-regulatory region sequence-specific DNA binding. Gene Ontology annotation, cellular component: nucleus. Bases 1 to 1128 code for a protein of 375 amino acids.